This is a messenger RNA of Clavispora lusitaniae ATCC 42720, 1791 nucleotides long. RefSeq names its product Bzz1p (gene BZZ1). The record is from RefSeq and is a predicted model, not a curated record. Gene Ontology annotation, molecular function: protein binding. Lineage: Eukaryota; Fungi; Ascomycota; Pichiomycetes; Serinales; Metschnikowiaceae.
AUGUCUUUAGAAGAGCUCUCGUUGGGUAACGAACUCAAGGACGGAUUCAAAACCACUAACAAGUGGGUCUCCAAUGGAAUCAACUGGCUUGCGGACAUACAGGAAUUCUACCGGGAAAGGGCCACCAUUGAACAGGAAUACUCCGCCCGCCUCAAGGAAUUGUGCAAGAAGCACUUUGACAAGAAGGCCAAGAACCUGUCGCACUUGUCUGUGGGCGACGAGCCGCAAAUCACGCCCGGAUCGUUGGAGUCGGCGUCUGUGGUGCUUUGGACCGACGUUCUUACGCAGACAGAGGCCAUAGCCACCGAAAGAGACAAUUUUGCGUCGGAGCUCCAGUCGAAGAUAUGCCAGAACUUGGCGAGUUUGCAGGUGAAGCUGGAGAAAGUGGCCCGGCAGAUCGGCGCCAUCAACGAGUUUUUGGUGGCGGAGAAGAAGGCCACCGAGGACGAGGUGGCCAAGGCGAAAAAACACUACGACGGCUUGUGCCAGAAGACAGAGGCGGCUCGGCAACGGACGGAAAAGUCGCUGGGCGAAAAGUACCAGCAGAAACUCCACGAGCGAGAGGUGGACAUGAACAUUGGGAAAAACCACUAUCUCAUUCGUCUCAGCAUAGCCAACCGCUUGAAAGACAAGUACUAUUUCCAGGACUUGCCCGAGUUGCUAGAUUACUUCCAGGACUUGAACGAGUCGCGCGUGGCCAUCUUGAACAAGCUUUUGAAGAACGCAAACAUCAUAGAGCGCAACUUCAGCGACAAGAUCAAAGAGCUUCUUUUCGAGAUCGACACCACCAUCGAGCAAAACAACCCAAAACUCGACACUGCGAUGUUUGUCAAGCACAACGCAGCAGACUGGAAAGAGCCUCCCGACUUCCUCUUUGUUCCUUGUGAUUUCUGGCACGACGACGAGUCACUCAUCACAAAGGAGCCGGAACUCACAGACUUGAAGAAGACAUUGAAUGCCAGCCUCAAUGCCUAUGCGUCGGCGAAGGAACUGACUCUUUUGGCCAAACAGAGGCUUGAAGAGGCUGCAGAAGCUCGUAAAGCCAGCGGCGACUCGACCACCCUCAAGUUUGAUGCAAAACUUACCGACGCCCUUUCGCUUUUGCAGAAGUUCAUGAGAGAAGAUUCCGCCCGGGUCAAGAGCGAGGUGGAGAUCGAGGUGAUCCAGAAUUUCGCAGGAAACAAAGACUUGUCCUACGUGGAGACGAAGAAAGAGAAGAAGCACGGCUUUGGCUUGUUCAAGUCCAGCAAGCACGAGCAGACCCAGGAAAUUGUGCAUGACGGCCAGUCUAUACAUACAGUGGCCAGUGAGGUGACAAAUAACUCGGGCCACGGCCUUGCAGGUAUUUUCAGCUUGCGCAGAAAUACAACCAGCGCAUCAAAGAGCUCUAGUGCAGAAACUAUGGCCCGGGCACUUUAUCCAUACGACGCCGCAGGCGACGACGAGACUUCCAUAGCGCAAGGCGAAGAUUUAGAGGUCUUGGAAGAAGACGAUGGAUCGGGCUGGACUUUGGUCAAGCUGCAGAAAGGCAAUGGUCUUGUGCCUACAAGCUACAUCGAAAUCACAAGCAAGAAAAAGGGUCCAUCCGUUCCUCCAAAGCGCGGGGCAAGAAGAGUGCGUUAUCUCGAAGCGUUGUAUGACUACAAUGCGGAGGAAGACAACGAGUUGACUAUUCGGGCCGGAGACAAGAUCGCGUUGGUCCAGGAAGACACCGAUGGAAGCGGAUGGACGGAAGGCGAGCUCAAUGGGAAAAAGGGUCUCUUCCCAACAGCAUAUGCGAAAGCAGUUUAG